Molecule: messenger RNA, 9030 nt
Organism: Pteropus alecto (black flying fox)
Lineage: Eukaryota; Metazoa; Chordata; Mammalia; Chiroptera; Pteropodidae
Gene: CBX5
Product: chromobox 5
Exons: 6
Coding region: 298-873 (191 amino acids)
Biological process (GO): negative regulation of transcription by RNA polymerase II; chromatin organization
Cellular component (GO): nucleus; pericentric heterochromatin
Molecular function (GO): chromatin binding
Source: RefSeq, a predicted model, not a curated record
GGUCCCAGGAUUGGUCGCGCAGGCGCAGGGAAGGAUCCGUUUUGGCGGGCGGUUGGCGUUGCGCAGAAGGCGGUGGCAGAGGUGCCUUGCGGUCCGGCCUCACCGCAGAGGAACAGGCAAGACAUUGGUGUGAGUGAUCGGUCUCGAUCCUGGAAGAUGGCUUUAGCUGAUCAUUGUACUAAUGGGAAGGAGUCCAGGUCAUCCUGAGAAGAGUUGGCUUGUGCAGAGUCCGAGACGCAGAUUUGUUGGAUUUCUGAACCCAGUGGCCUUAGACCUUCAGGUGGAACAGCGUACGACAUGGGAAAGAAAACCAAGCGGACAGCUGACAGUUCUUCUUCUGAGGAUGAGGAGGAGUACGUCGUGGAGAAGGUGCUAGAUAGGCGUGUGGUUAAGGGGCAAGUGGAAUAUCUACUGAAGUGGAAAGGCUUUUCUGAGGAGCACAAUACUUGGGAACCUGAGAAAAAUUUGGAUUGCCCUGAGCUGAUUUCUGAGUUCAUGAAAAAGUAUAAGAAGAUGAAGGAGGGUGAAAAUAACAAACCCAGGGAGAAGUCAGAAAGUAACAAGAGGAAAUCCAGUUUCUCAAAUAGUGCUGAUGAUAUCAAAUCAAAAAAAAAGAGAGAGCAGAGCAAUGACAUCGCUCGGGGCUUUGAGAGAGGACUGGAACCAGAAAAGAUCAUUGGGGCGACAGAUUCUUGUGGCGAUUUAAUGUUCCUAAUGAAAUGGAAAGACACAGAUGAAGCAGAUCUGGUUCUUGCAAAAGAAGCUAAUGUAAAAUGUCCACAGAUUGUGAUAGCAUUUUAUGAAGAGAGACUGACGUGGCAUGCAUAUCCUGAGGAUGCGGAAAACAAAGAGAAAGAAACAGCAAAGAGCUAAAGGAAGGGGUGGUCUCUGUCAUUUCUCUUUGUACAUAAUACAUUCACCUCCCUGCCUCCUCUCCCUUCUACCUACCCUCUUCUAUCCUGAACACAUCCAUAAAAAAAUGUGCUUAUCACUGUGCUCCACAGGAGAAAUGUUGGUAUUGGUUCUCUUGUAAUAUAACUGAUGGUCUGAUUCAUGAUAAGUGUCUCUCUGUGAAGACCAGGCAUUUACAUACAGUGUAUAAUCCCCAUGAUUUUUUCUUUACGCCAUCUCUUCCUUUUGCUCCCCUGUGACCUCAAGAUGAGUUUUAACUUUUUAAUCACCUUAGAGUCUUGAUCUUUUCAGGGUUGGUCACUUUUUAGAUUGGGAGAUUUUGUUACAAUGAUGAUGAAUUUUGGUUUCUUGCUUUGGUUCUUGGAACAUGUCGAUGAUCAGCUAGCCUUUGUUUUGAGAUGUUGGGAUGGAAAAGAUGUUGCCCAUCUUUAUAAAAAGCCAAUAGCAACUGUCUACCUGUUGGGGCUUUCCCAACCUCAUUCAGCUCUACCCAGGAGAAUACAGGGUUCCUGGUGUGGUCUUCUGGGCCACCCUCUGUUGUUCAUCCUCACCCAUCCUCCCAGAAUAGCUCUAUCCUUUGUAGGACUUGAAAUUUUACAUUCGGAUUUGUUAAGGCACUCCUUUUAGCCCCAGGACUUUUGGCCUUGUUUCUUAGCAAUCCUUGAUUUGGCUUCUGCAAGGUGGUGGUGUCUGUCAUAAAAUGGCAAGAUUAUUAACUGGAGAUUUUUAGCUAUUAGUACUUGAGGAUGAUGGGGUAGGGUACAAUCGUCUUUAUUAUCACAUAUGAUAUAUAUGUAUUCCUUCCAUCCCUCACAUUUGGACUAUAUAUUUAUGUAGGUGUGAGUGACUGCCUGGUGCUUGCUUGUGCCAAGGUGCUAGGCACCCUCCAACCCUGCCAACUUUUGUGGCCUCCCAAAGCAUUCCUGUUAACCAAAGAGGCUUCAAACCUGACCCUCACUUCUCAGUGGACCCAAGUUUCCCCUCCUUGUUAUUAUUUUCAGUGGGGAAUUCUUGGAGGGGAGCCAUUGGCCACAAUAUCAAUUUUAAAUAUUCAUAGCGUCAUAAAUAUCCUGCUUUGUUGACUCCUGGAUUUGCCAAGAGUCCCCAAAGUAUUAAUGCUUUUCCUUUUUCCACCCUCAAACUUUUAGUUGUAUCUUCUUUUUUAAAACACGUUUGCAUGGAAGAUUAUCACCUCAGAAAGUGAUAGGCCCUGGCAUUAGUGUGUUGACAGAACCUCUCUCUCUACUCAGCAAAAUAUUUCCCUUUUGGCUUCCUCCUGUUUUGCCGUUAUAGUGAGAGUUUAUUUUUCUGAUCAUAACCUUUUGCCUUUGUCUCCGAAGAAAUGCUCUACUUUUUGUUAUCCUUUUUUUCUUUAGUUGAGUUGGGGGCGAGGGGCUAGGGAAUCAAGACUAAAAGUAAGGAAAUAGCAGGGUUUUGAGCAUCCUUGUCCCAGCCCAAAGCUGAGGAAUUAAGAAUAAAUGUUUGAAAUAGCCUUAACUGUAGAGUUCACCAGCCAUCAAGGUUGUUUUUGUUGCUUUGAUUUUUAAAACAUACAGCUGUCUGGCCAGGAGCAUUCAGCCAUUUCUAGAUUAUAAUGAGGGGAAUGGAUAGAUUGCUCUGGUCCACAGAUGAGCCGAAUAAUAUGCAAAUCAUACACCCAUUCAUAGCAUUCGUUAACAUUGCUUCCCUGCUCAGCUGCUGAUUGAAUUCUGUGUGCUUGUAUAAAUUAUGUCAAAAAUUAUACUGCACAGUUGAGAAGACAGCUGUUGAUGCAGUGACAUGACAGACUGGAACAAUGAAGAUUUUGGUUUAAGUCAUCCAAGAAAAUCCUGAAUGGUAAUGUGAUUAGGUGAGAACUCAUAACCCAUACCUCAAGUGGGUAGGAGUUUUAUCUUCAUCUUCCUUUACUCUCUGAAGGAAUUAAGGGCCUAGAUCAAGUGUUAGAUAAUUGACAAUUGUUAAUACUAAUCUUAAGGGCAUCUAAAAGAUAGGAUGGUCAGGAAAUAGAUUUGUCAUAUAGGUAACUAAGAAUAUCAAUUAGGGCAGACAAGGAUAGGACAAAAGUAGGCUAGAGCACCUGAGGAGGUGAUCUGGGUUUUAAUUUGCAGGUGAAGAAAAUGAUAGCUUAUCUAUGUAGCUAGUGUUUCUCCCAAGAAUAGUGGGUGUAUAAACUACAAAAUCUAGUAUAUGGACAAACAAUUAUUUUGUACUGAGAUUGAUCCUGAGAAACCUGGGACAUGGUUGCUAGGGUUAUAGGUAAUAUUUAAGACAUUCAUCAAAAUCUUAUUUUCUUUCAACACAAUAACCCCAGUAUUAUCUAUUUAUAACCCCUUUAAUACGUUACUCUUCACUCCAUUCAUCUUUUUCUGUCCACAGUUUAUUGAAUCAUGGUCUUGUACUGAGUGCCGCCGAAACAACUUUUGUUCUUUCCUUGCUUUUGCACAGCUGCUUCUCUAAGAAUGUAGGGAGCCAAAAACCAAUACAGAUUUCAGCCUUUAGCAGAAAGGAAGCCAGAUGCCUGCCUGUGCCUCCAGCAUUUGUUAAUGCUGAAUAGCUGUCCUGGCCCUUGGAGAAUUGUAGCCUCAGACAAACUUGUUUUCAUGUGGUUUUCUCAGAAGUUAGUAGCCAUGGGCUAAGCACCCUCAAACAUCUAGAUCUCAGGUGCUCAGUAUGUUUUCCCUGUAGUCCUUUCAAAACAUUUUUCUUCUGAUGAAAUUUUUAGUAAUCAGCAUUCACGAAUCUUCCUUUCACAGAAUUUAGUAGAGCCUUGCCCGGCAGAGUCUACUCUGCCAAGGUCAGUAUAGCUGCUUUUCCAAGCCCCGUGCUGGGCUGAUGCCCUCACAUUAGGAUCAGCUGUUAGGAACAUCAGCCCUGAUGGAAGCGCCCAUUUUUAACCUGGAGGGAGCCCUAUCAUUUUUCUUCUGGCAAUACAGUUUUUGUCUGCUCAAGGGAGCAUUUGGACCUGUCGUGCUCCUUAACAGUCAAGAGUCUAGAUGGUUCUUGGUUGUCCCCUAGCCAUAUCUUUGUGCUGCUUUUUGUUGUUAGAAGGUUGAUCCUGUUCCCAUAGCUUGGGCAGUUAUUAUUAAUUCCUAAUUCCUCUUCUGGAGACACCCUGCUGUUCAUUUACCUUAUAUUCAGAUCAAAUCAUAGGGCAUUGGGGUAGGUGCUUGGGAUUUUCAUCUUGUGAUUUUGUUGCAUCUAUGUUUAGGCCAGCUCACCUAAAGUACAAAGGGAUCUGUGUUUGGGUUGUGGAGUGAUUGCCUUUGCCUUUCGGGUUUGAAUUCAAAGGCCUAAAAUACUAUUUUGCAGUGACAUGGGAACCCCAGGAAGGAUUCUGUCAUUAGAUUUGAAAUGUGGAAAUUGUUUCUCACAAAAUUAGCUCAACGAAAAAGCUUAUUUUGUACCCAUGACUCAAUCCUUUUGGUUUAGAUUUUUAGAGCUGAGGUCUGUACCUUUGGAUGUACCACCUACCACUAAGCAAUAGUACAUGUAGCAAGGUGGAGAGAGGAAAGGUCUGGACCCACUGUAUUCCAGUUUCAUGUUGGCUUUACCACUAAUGAUAAAAGUUAUGUUUCAAAAAUGGAGAUAUUACCAGCCUUGUACCAAGAGCAUACAUAGCCUAAGAAUUGGGUGCCCCCGCUCAAUUAAUGGUGGUCGAUUUCUAUUGAACUGUCCAUAUUCUAGCUACAUUAGUGUUACAUCAGCAUUUAUUCAACAAACAUUUUUUUGGCCUACGGGAUACAAAGUUCAAAAAGAUGUAGCCCCUAAAGCAAAGAACUUUUAUACUGGUGUGAGAUAAACGGACUAUUAAUAGUUUAGUGUAAAAAAUGCUUUAAAUGGAUACACAUUUCUGAUUUGGGGGCAGAGACAGACAACUGGCUGUUAUAAUUUGUGGCCCUAAAGUAGGAGGGUAAAAAUUGGUUCAUAUGUGGAAAAGACCUAUGACCUUGGAUAAGCUGAGCUAACUGGCUAUAGAUCACAAGGGCUUGUUUUAUGCCAGAAAAUAAAGAUAACUGAAGGUUAGUUAGAAAUGCUGCUAUUACUGAGAGAACAGGUGAGUGGGGGUUGAGAACCCCAGAUUUCGAUCCCUGUUUUAGGCUCUCUGCCAAAGUAUUUAACAGUAUAGUUAAUUUUUGCUUGUGGAAAGUAUUAACUAUAUUGCAGAUCCAGUUAUGUGUUGUUACAUUGUUAUGGGUUCUGUAACAUUCCUCAUGGACAUUUUAUCAGAGUUACUCACACCUUUUUUGGUUCCUUAUCCCUUUUGAAGGAAUUAAUGUGAGGCUGGCUUUAAGCCUAAAACAGGGACAUAUUUUGCAAUGACAGAUUUGCUAAAAAGGCAGCUUGGGGCACAUCUGUUAACACCCGGGCAUUUAUUCUGGGCAGUGUAGUUUUAUUCAACACUGCAGGAUAGUGAUUUCUAAGCAGAGACUUGUGUCAGUUAUGUGGAAACCCUCCCAAAAGUAUAUGUAACCCUGGGAUUUUGGAUUUAAUCAAUCUAGGGUGCGGCCUAGCCCUGUUAUGAAACAGUUUAACCUAAGAAAUUUCUUAGUUCUGGCCACAAGAAAAAGAUACUUUUCUCUGCCUGGGUAAUUGACGGUUGACUAGUGUUGAAAGUCAGAAUUCCUAGGAAUUAGAAUAACUUCUGGAAAGUUAAAGUGUGAAGGUUCUUUGGAUAGCUCAUAAAAACAAUUCUAGAUUCUUGUUGCUUACGCUGGAUUUCUUGAAUUUUAAACUACCUCAUCUUGUCUUUUUAGAGUUACUUCAGCUUGUCCUUGCCACUUACCAUCAUGCUUGACUUUGUUUUCUAAGAUGGAUUUUUUUCCUAUUCAUCGACAGCAUGUUCUCUUGCCUUUUCAUCCUGAUCCUUAUUUCACCUAACCUACUGUUCCUGUCAGAGAAAAGUUUUGAAAUAGUUAAAAAUCUUGGUUUAUGGGAAGAAAGUGAUCCUCCAAUUGCUUUUUGUUGCUGAGAUCGGUAAGAGAAGGAGUUAAAACAAGGUGGGGGAGGGUACAUAACCUGCACUGGAGGCAGCCGACAAGGGAAGAGCCAUUAAUUAAGACAAUUUCAAAGUCAACUGAUUGUGAUCAUUAAUGUCACAAUAGAUCAAAACCUAAUUAUCACAGUCUAGGUAAGAGCCAUCAGUAUUAAUCAGAAAAUCUAAUAGGAAACUAUUAUCAAGAAAUUAGGCCAAAUUGAAUGCAAUGAACUUUUUGUCUUGCCAUUCUGUAUUUUUUGUGUGUGUGAUGUCCCUUGGCAUUGGCAGGUGUGACCCUCACAGUUGAUCCAGGCCCCAGUGGCCUGUUUGUCACACUUUGAGGAAUUCCAAACAUGGACUGAACCUGAACUGUCAUUGCCACUUUAAUCAGUCUUGAACUUUAUCAUCAUUUGGACUUGUUUGGUGUGAUCAGCAAUCAAUGAAAAAAGGUUUAUAUUUAGGUCUUGGAGUAGUUGGUCCUUCCUGGAACAAGAGUAUUCCUGGUAGACUACGUAUGUGUGUGCCGAUAGAUCAUUCUUUAGAGCUUCUGCUGUAUGGAGAGCCUAUUGCUCUGGCUACUGCGAGGGGAUGUAGAGGAAAGGAGUGGCUUCCUGCCUGGAGAUUCUUUGAGAGACCUGAGAAGAUGGAGUUUAAUCGUGUCACAGCACUUUUAAGGCUCAAGUCAAUGUUUUGCAGUUUCUGGUAGCUGUAGUAUUUGAUUCUAAAUCAGGGCUGGCUACGGAUUUAGCUUUUCCCCCCUAGUUUUAGAUUAAGGGUCAUGAUUUCUAUGAGAAUCCAUUGUAAAUCCAAAGGAGAGUGGGAGAGAGUUUUUUUGCCUUUUGUUGCGGGAGGAAAGACUAUUACAAGAGUCUAUGACUAGUUAUAGGGAAUGUGUUAUCCCCUCUCCCUAAAUUUAAAAAUAGGGGUCACCAUUUAUAUUCUUGAUCUUGAGCUAUUCAUGAAGAUGCCGCAACUCCUAAAGAUGAGCUGAGGCAGAAAGGUUAGAGAGAUGCUAUCCUCUAGGAAUUAUGGGGAGGGACGAGUAGUGGUUGGUGGCGUUAGGGUUUCCGUGCCCCUUGCUUAGCCUGUAGAGGAUGUUGCUGCUGCUGCCAUCACCACUGUUGCUGGUCUUUCUUCCUCAGCCUUGCAGCUCAGAGCACUACCAAGAUUACUACUGGGGAAACGAGUUCUUAUCUUUCUGCUUGAAUGUGGUCUUGCUUCAUUUGGAUUUUAGGAAUUUGGGUUACUCAGUACAGAACUUCGAGAAAUCAGUGUGAGUGUGACUUAAUCCUUCACCUUAAUAUUUAAAAUGUAAUUUUGUUUUCAAAAUACCCAUUAAUACAGUCUUUCUCCAAGGUUCCUUGCAUUUUGCUAGAUAAAUAACGCUCAGUUAAUACUUCUGGGUUGAUUGAGUUCAUCUAGUUUGCAGAGUUAGGUGUACUUACUGGCUUCCUUUUGCUCUGAAGUGCACUCUAAGAAGUAAAAUGCUCUAGGGAGUGGAACAAGAAUUGAGUGGAUGCCGACUGUGUGCCAACCUCGUCAACUGAUUCAUAAUGGCUGACCUUGGGCAAGUCACUCCUUUCAAUGCCUCAGUUCCCCAUCUGUCAAAUGGGGGUAAUAAUACUGACCUACCUCACAGGGGUGUUGUGAGGCAUUGUAAAUCAAAGUUAAUAAAAUACUUAGGGUCCUCUUUGUAGGAUGCCUUCAGCCGAAGUCUAGACCUGACAUAGGCUUCAGUCCUCACUGAGCUGUCCCAAGGUUGGAACUACUUAGUGACCUUGGCACAUUCUCUGCCCCCCACCCCGCAUCAAAGCUGCUAGUUCAGAUGUUGACAGUGUUUUUGUGAAUGUUGGAGUCUUAAUAGUCCAGAUUUAGGAUGUUUUGGGGGAAGGCACUUAGUAUUUUCUGUGUUUUGCAUCCACUAUGGGAGGCUGUUUCAGACCCAAGAGCAUUGGAUUAAGGGAAUCAUGAGGCAGAGAUACUACUGCCUGUUUCUCUCUGCAGGUUGGGGAUUAAGGUCCCAUCCCCCAUGGGCUUGGGACAGACUCUGACUGCCUCAGGAGCAAAGCAGACACAGUGGGUUUGAUUUAUAUCAUUGCUUACCGCUCUCUGAACUAACCCCAGUACAUCUGGGUCACUGCACCUCUUCGUGAUAUCUGUACCCAAGCCUCCACCUCCCCAUAGGAACCAGCUGGUUCAAUAAAUGUAACCACUUUCUCCAGCCCCCUCCAAAAGAGAGCUACAUUGAAAAAUGUUUUUUUCUAGAGAUACGAUUGAUACUCAGAAUUGGGCAUUGUUACUCUUUAAAGCUUCACCAAUUCAUUGCAUUCACCGUCCUUCGUCUCCUUUUGUGUCCACAGUCUGAACCUGAUUUUGACCUUUUCUUCUUCUGAUUUGGGAAAACUUUGGACACUAUUUCUAUUUACCCAGGUGUGGGCUUGAGAGCCUUACUCUCCAUCUCAGUUCAGGGGCUCAGCCAGCUCCUCUUCCCAAUAGGGCUCUUUCUCCUUUCCCUCUCCUUGGCCCUAGAUAUGUAACCCAUGAAAAAGCACAAGGUCCUGGCUCCUUGCUGCAGUCAUGUUCUUGUUCUCUGUGGUUUGUGGACUCUGCUCCUCUUCACCCAGCACUGGUGGCACCAGGCGGUUCUGUGGAGUUCUGGAGGAUGGAGAGCACAGUCUGACAUCCUGCCAAGUAGCCAAGAGUUGACUCGCCCAUGGCCCACCGCCCUUCCCACCCCUUCCCACAAGAUGGGAUCUAAGAGACUCAAGAGGCUGGGUUUCUCUCAGCAACGUGUACCAUCCUGAGUAGCAAAACAAAUCACGCUUUGUAGCCCGAUUUCUGAAUGAAAAAAUGGGAAAUUGAAUUCUGUAUGGACUUUUUGGUUUAUGGGGGAGUUUUGGUUGUGUUUCUUGGUUUUAUUUCAGCCAAACAUGUCUGCUUUUGAUUUAAAAAUUUUUUUAGGAUAAGUGAUAUAUAUAUAUAUGUUUGCCUUUUAAAUGUAAAUGUUUAAAAGUAGGCAAUUUAUGUGUUUCCACAACUGACAUCCAAUGCAGACCUCAUUCUCUCCCCCUCUUCCACCCUCCUCUUUUCCCUCUUUUCAUACUCUUGUAUUGGUUCUAAUAAAUGGUUGCUUUUCAAAUACG